AUGUCGGAGAAGGCUCCUCAGGUGCUGGGCGGCACGCGCCCCAACGUGGACGAGCGGUUCCACCUGCAGGACGUGGACGAGAACGGAGAGGAGAACAAGGCGCCGGCGCCGUCCAUCUACGCGCUGCAGGCCGAGGACGACGUUCCGGAGGUCACGACCAUGGAGAGUCUCUGCAUGAACUGCCACGAGGACGGCACCACCAAACUGCUGCUCACCAUGAUCCCGUACUUCCGCGAGGUCAUCCUCAUGUCCUUCGAGUGCGAGCACUGCGGCUUCAAGAACAGCGAGGUGCAGUUCGGCGGCAAGGUGCAGGAGCAGGGCGCCAAGGUCGAGCUCGAGGUGACGGACAGGGAGGACCUGAACCGUCAGCUGAUCAAGGCCGACGCCGGCGUCAUCUACUUCCCGUCGCUGGACUUUGAGAUCCCGCGCGAGACGCAGCGCGGCAGUAUCAACACCAUCGAAGGUGUGCUGCAAAAGGCAAUUGAGGACCUGCGCGAGAACCAGGAGCACCGUCGCGAGAUCGACCCGGAGACCACCGAGAAGAUCGACGAGUUCAUUGCCAAGCUCGCGCUCAUGUCUGCUGGCAUCACGCUGCCGUUCAAGAUUGUGCUGGACGACCCUUCUGGCAACUCGCACAUUGAGAACCCGCUUGCGCCCGCGGCCGACCCCAAGAUGAAAGUCACGAACUACUACCGUUCGGAGCAGCAGGACCUGGACUGCGGCCUGCAGCCCGAUAUGUCGCACGACGCGCCCACGCAGACCCCGCGCGUACUGCCGCACCGCAACGAAGGCCUGGACAAGUUCGUGGAGGAGGCUAACAUUGCCAAGAAGGAGGUGAUCCAGAUCCCCGCCGACUGUUUCGCUUGCCAGGCGCCUGGUUUCUCGUGCAUGUGCAUGACGGACAUCCCUCACUUCAAGGAGGUGAUCAUUAUGUCGUUUAACUGUGAGGCGUGUGGGUUCAAGACCAACGAGGUGAAGGCUGGCGGCGCUAUUCCGCCCCAGGGCGAGCGCAUCACGCUUAAGGUGGACGCCAGCAAGGACCCGGACGUGAUGGAUCGCGAUAUCCUCAAGUCGGACUCGGCGUGUGUGAACAUCCCUGAGAUCGAGCUGGAGAUGGCGCACGGUUCGCUUGGUGGCCUGUACACGACGCUGGAGGGUCUGCUCGACAAGAUUCGCCAGAACAUCGAGGAGGGCAACCCCUUCGCUAUGGGCGACAGUGACGGCGGUCGCUCGCUGCUAAACGCGUGGCUGGCGCGCCUUGACGCUCUGAAGCGCAGCAAGGAGCCCUUCACGCUCAUCCUGGAGGACCCGCUGGCCAACAGCUUCAUCUACUCGCCGUUCGGCAGUGCCGACGACGACCCGUACAUGGUGGCGGAGAAGUUCACGCGCUCGGAGUACGAGGACGACGUGCUGGGCAUUACAGACAUGAAGGUGGAGAACUACUCGAGCGACGUCGGCCUGGGCAGCAUCACGGAGGAGGACAAGCCGGCUGAGCCCAUUCGUAGUGACAAGGAGACCAUGGGCGGCGGCCGCGCCAUUGACCCGUCCAAGUACCACCCGAACCCGGCGGCCGUCAUGGAGGUGCGACAGCAGCUAGAGGAGAAGAAGAAGCUGGAGCAG
Messenger RNA from Phytophthora sojae, 1620 nucleotides. RefSeq lists its product as hypothetical. Gene Ontology annotation, cellular component: nucleus; cytoplasm. Lineage: Eukaryota; Oomycota; Peronosporomycetes; Peronosporales; Peronosporaceae. The annotation marks the transcript as partial. The record is from RefSeq and is a predicted model, not a curated record. The transcript is spliced from 2 exons. Gene Ontology annotation, molecular function: zinc ion binding.